GCACGAGCACCGAUUGCAUAACGACAUUCCAUGCCAUCAGGAGCGGAGAGCCCCCUAGGCUAGCGUAUCAGCGCGCACAAGCUCCCUUCCAGCUCCUUGCCACCGGGGUCCUUAUCUUACAGGCGGCGAGGAGGAAGCGGGGAGCGGGAAGCAGGGAGCGGCAAUCGGAGCGCGAUGGGGGCAAUGGGGCGGCACGCGGUGACGCAGGAGGCGUUCGACGGGUUGGUGCGGGAGAACAUGGAGGAGUUCGCCAUGGCGGCGGGCGAGGCCGUGGAGGACGCCGUGCACACCCUCACGAUGCAGGGCGCCGACCUCACAGGCAUCGUGACGGCGUACAGCGCAUCAGGGCAGCGCGAGGAGCACCUGGCCACACUGGCAGCCACGCAGCUGAGGGAGGCGCUGGCAGCGUGGGAAGAGCGGGGGGGGGGGGGGGGCAGUGCUCCUCGCUCUCUCCGCCUUCAAGGGGGCUGUAGACACCGCCGACCAAUCAGAGGGCGACACGUCAGAGGACAGGGCCAAGCAGGAGGGGGAGGAAGGGGAGGCGGAGAAGGAAGGGGGGGAGGAGGGAGGGGAGGGGGGGAGGGGAGGGCGAGGGGGGAGGAGGCCUUGUGUGACGCGCUGAGAUGCAUGGAGGUGAUGCUGACGCAUGUCCCAGGGGCGCGCGACGACUUCUUCCGCCUGUCCGGCCCCUCUCUCCUCGCCUCCGCCCUUGCUGCCUCCUCCUCCUCCUCUAGCCUCCGCUUUUUGACCGCAGCUGCCUGCACUGUACGGGCAGCGUGCACGGAAAACGAGGUCAUCAAGGAGGCACUUAUGGAAGGAGCAGUCCACGUGGCCAUCUUGAACGCCGUUGGCGGAAUCCUCAAGAAAAAGGGCAGUGCUGACGUGGACACGAGCGCAGCUGACGUGGCAGAAGCAGGGAGCGCCAUGUGUGCGUGCUGCGGGGCGCUGAGAUCGCUCGUGACGAAUGACGAUGUGCGCGUGGCGGCGUCCAAGACGUUCACGAAUGCGCGCACCAUGGCGGAGGCCGGCGCAGCGGACGUGCUACUGGGCGCCGCUGCUGCCUUCUCCAACGAUGUCUCCGUGCUGCCCUCCGUGCUCGCUGCUCUCAAGGCCAUCGCUGUCAACGAGGACAUCUGCCGCAGCAUCGCCAGCCAGGCCGGAGUGCCUCUAGUGCUGGGACAGCUGCGGGUGGCCCUCGCCUUGCACUGCUCCUCGCUUGCUGCGCCCUCUGCCUCCCUGCUGGCGCAGCUGGCAGGCAGUGACGCCAACAAGGCGCUCAUUGUGGAGGCAGGUGGCAUGCCGCUGUUGGUGGACGCCAUGAAGGCGUUCCUCCACCAUGGGGCUGUGCUUCAAGAGCUCCUCGCGUGCAUGGCAGCCCUCACUCUGCGCAACCCCGCACAUGCGGCGGCAGCCGUGGCGGCGGGGGUGUUGGACGCAGCGGUGGACGCCAUGGAGGGGCGCGGCGCCACGGCGGGCAGCCAGUGGCAGGCGUGCCAGGUGCUGCGCAACCUCGCAGUGCGCAACCCCGAGCACAGGCCAAUGAUGGUGGAGAUGGGGUUGGAGGCGCUCAUUCGCAAGGUCAAGGCAAAGCACCGGUCGUGCCGCGACGUGUGCUCUGCUGCGCUGAGAGACAUGGGCCUCGAUAACUACAACCAGUGAUGCGCUGUGCUGCUCGUACAGCACUACCAGUUGUAGACCCAAGUGGCCUGCUGCACCAAGAAACACUCGUACCAAUGUAGUCGACACUCCUCCUGCGAAUGCCUCCAGAAAUGACGUUCUGAUCGCUGCCCAUGGCAACCGGCAAGCAAGCGCCCACGCGACACUGGUGGCGAGACUGUGAGAGGGUAAGGGACGGGAACUUGAGUCGGCGCGGAGAGAGAGACGUCGUACCGCAGAUGCUUUCGAUUGCGAGCCUCCGGAUUCUAAAGAAGCUGCCUGGAUUCAAUCGGAGAGUGGGUGCCUUGUUUGAGAACAGAUCUCAGGAGGAACAUGGCAAUGACAGCACCUAGAGACCAGGGAAACACAGGCAUGUGAAAUGAUGGAGUGUUGUGGACAGGUGCAUAGCGGGGCAGAGAUGGGUUCAGGGGCCACGCGGCAUGCCAAGACAUCCAGCAUGUAGCAUGUUGCAGCCUGACGAGUGGCUAGGGACGUGCAACCAUGACAACGGCGUAGGCUCGGUACGGGGACCAUGCAUGUGCCUAGCUGGAAUUUGAAACAGAGCCU
Messenger RNA from Closterium sp. NIES-67, 2223 nucleotides. NCBI's taxonomy places the organism in Eukaryota, Viridiplantae, Streptophyta, Zygnematophyceae, Desmidiales, Closteriaceae. The record is from the annotation of a GenBank genome assembly.